Molecule: messenger RNA, 2769 nt
Organism: Spirodela intermedia
Lineage: Eukaryota; Viridiplantae; Streptophyta; Magnoliopsida; Alismatales; Araceae
Source: the annotation of a GenBank genome assembly
AUGGCUGUGAAGGUGAUUCUGCCGUUCUUCAUCUUGUUUCUUAUCAAAGACUCCUCUCUCCUUCUCCGCCCAUCUGCCUGCGGUUUCCACCACUGGGGUCGGACUAAGCGAAGCGGCUUUCGCCCGGCUGUGGAGUAACAACCUGAAAGUCAUCCGGCGAGGCAGUUCAGUGGGAACGGACCGACUUGUCUGCCUUUUCCUUGCUGUAUCUCUGGACUUCUUCCAAGGAUUUGCAGUCGGAGGGUGGCUGUCGAUUCCCUACUUGAUCUAGCUGCUGUGCUAAUCUGAAUUAUGAAUAUCGGCGUGUAGCUUGUGACUAUGACGGAUGUUCUUCAUGUCUUGUAGGCAUGGUUGAUGGACGAUGGGGAAGAGGAUCAGCGACUGCCUCACCACCGUGUUCCGGUGGAGUAUGUUCCGCUGAGCCAACUCGCAGGUACUAUUUUUCGAACCCCUUCAGAGUAUCGUUCGCAAAUUCAUUAUAAGGACGCAUACAUACAGCAGCCCUUCAAGCGAACGGAAGGUUGUAGGUUUGUCACUCCAUACCCGAGUGUGUACUUCAUUCACACACAUCUUCCAAUAUAAAUACAUUUUCCGAUCAUAUACAAUGCGGCAUAAAGCUAAACUUUAGAGCAUAUUCGAAAUCUUUUCAGCGUCUUUUGUUGGUCUAUCAUCACAUAAAGAUCUUUUAGAUUGCUGUUGGAUAACUGAUUACAACUAGACUAGACUCAGUUAUUCAAAUUCAUCUAUCUAACUAUGCGUGCUCAAUAAAAUAGGAUGGCUGAACGAGCCAUUAGCUCAGAUAAAGUCACCAAUUUAUUCGAUCAACCCGCUAACUUAUCUCUGCCAUCAUCAAUUUGAGAACCAUAUUAACCAAACAUUACAGUAUGACCGAGGCAAGUGUGGCGUGUUAUCAGACUGAAAGUCGAAUAAGGUAACGAGUUCCCUACGAACUCCACUGUUAAAUUCCUCGAUCAUCUUGAAACACAAAAAAUCUACAUCACCAUUCACACGCCAUCCACGGUUGAUUUAGAUGUUUCGCCUGAUCUUUGUGGAAGUCAAGGUUGAGUUGGCAUCAGUAGCUUCAACCCCCACCAUUAGGAUUCUGUGCCGUUCUGAAAAGAGCAUACAACGCUUCUGCUGGAAGGAGCCCAUGGAUGGGAAUGCCCUCCCCUGUAGUGGGGACGCAGGCCACCAAGCCGCAGAUUUUCAAGCUUCCAUGAGGCCUUAGGAUGUCGGAGGCCCCCUGCCACAUGUAGAUGACCAGAUCCUCCCGCAGGUUAUGGAAGGUGGCAGCCAGAACGCCCUUCCAAUUUGGCAGGACGUGGUUCAACCGUUGGCAUCCUCCAUCUCCUUCCAGAGCCGGCCUGUCGUGCCUCUUGGUUGUACAGAAAACGUUUCAUGGAUCUCUGCUGUCUCGUCCAGUGUAAUGGAGUUGCCUUAAUACGGUGGAGUUUUAGGAAUCUAGCGACUGAAGCUGAAAUAUACUAACUUGUAUCUUUCACUUUUUCGUAAUUUAUGCAACAAAAAUGCAUCAUUCUGUGUCCGCGUGUACAUUUAUCAUGGUGAUCGAAUCAGUCUGCUUAAUAGAAUUCGUACCUUGCAGAGAUCGGUAUCCUGUACUGGCAUCUCGAUCCAAAAGACUAUGAAAACAACGAGCAGCUAAAUGAAAUCAGAGAAAACAGGGGAUAUAAUUACAUGGUCUGUUCCGUCUAUUACUGAUACCCUCGCUCUCUCUCUCUCUCUCUCUCUCUCUCUCUCUGUUUUCUCUCCUUCCCUGUCUCUACGUCUCCUUUCUCUCAACCUCUCUCUCUCUCUCUCCCCGUCUCUUCUCUGUCUCCCUCUCUCUCUCUCCCCCCUAUCUCUGUUUCUCUGUAUCUCUCUCUCUCUCCCCCUGUCUCUGUUCUCUCUCUCUCUCUCUCUCCCCCUAUUUCUGUUCUCUCUCCCUCUCUCUCUCUCUCUUUCUCUCUCUCUCUCUCUCUCUCUCUCUCUCUCUCUCUCUCUCUCUCUCUCCCCCUGUCUCUGUUCUCUAUCCCUCUCUCGCUCUAUUUUGACUGUGCAAUAUGAACAUAUAGUGGACCAUCCACCUCUUUGUGAAAAUGCUUCUCCUUCUGUGGUCGCAGGAUCUGCUAGAGCUAUGCCCAGGGAAAGUUGAGAACUACGAGGAGAAGCUGAAUAACUUCUUCCGCGAGCACAUACAUGCCGACGAGGAGAUCCGCUUCUGCCUGGAGGGCAGCGGUUACUUUGAUGUUCGCGGCAAGGACGACCAUUGGAUCCGCAUCUGGAUUAAGGCGGGCGAUAUGAUCGUCCUACCAGCCGGAAUCUACCAUCGCUUCACUUUAGACACCUCAAACUACGUCAAGGUACCAAGAACUAAACCUAAAUUUCUUCUCUAUUAGCCAGCAUGGGUCUAAUGGAAAAUAUUAUAAAUGAACGACGUAAUCAAGUCAGACUGGGGGGUAUCAACGGACUGCAAUUGGUCUAGGGUUCUUCUAGUGUUUCAGGCUGGGGCAUGUUGAGAAGCCCAGGCCCAACUGGGUCUACACUAAAUAUGUGUUUUGAUUUGAUUAAUUACUAUAGAUUUAUAUAUCUAAAUAUAAAAGUGAAGUUUUAAGAAAAAUGACGACAUUUAGUUUUACACAGUUGAUGAGGCUGUUCAUUGGGGAACCAGUGUGGACAGCAUACAAUCGGCCCCAGGAGGACCAUCCAGCAAGGCGAGUGUACAUCAAGAGCUUCUUGGAGAAGCCUCGUAUUGCUCUUAAGGCAGUCUAG